ACAGAGCGUGUUCUCGAGGAUGUCAGAUAUAUGGUGAAGACCGCGGAACUUAGAACCAUAGAAGGUGACAAAACAAGCAUCCUAUGUGAAUCAUCUGAAAACACUUGUUCCGCGGAUUGUAAACCAUGCAGCACGGGGAUACAAGCAUUAUAAGGCUCUUAUCAAACCAUACUUGUAUGCCAACGGGGGCAGUGGCUACAAACGGGCGACAUGAAACUGUUGUCCAUGGAGGAAAGAGGAUGGAAGCCGGGAGUGCUCGGCGGCGCGACAUUUCCAAUUAGGGCUGGUCGGAUUCGGAAUUGCACUUACACCUCGCAUCUGGUGACGCGCCUCUCGCCUACUUCCUUUCGACAAAGUCCUCGGUCAAUAACACUCUGGCUGCCUUAGAUUAAUCCCUCUCGUCGUCAAGCACAUCCACCAUGGGCAACACCUCCUCUUCGGGGCGAGGUCAUCAUGAAGAAACAGUCGACUUCGGCUCCCUGAAUCCUCAGGGCGUCUACACUGGUCCUCGAGAUUGGAAUCAAAGCAUUGUUACGCAACUCAUCGUUGACCGUAAACUCGCUCCUUUUUAUAGGCCGUUGGACGACUAUGAGGAGUCUUGGGACGAUGAGCAGAUACUGGCGGCAAGAAAGGAGUUACCGGAGCCAGAUGCUGGAGACUCCUCGAUCACUCGAGCAGAGUCACAUACAUCGUCUCUUAGUUCUCGGUCUCAUCAUAAGAGACCCAGCGCAGUUGCUAAGGAGCCCGGAAGGAGUCCUGAAGCUGCGGUAUAUAGAGGUGCCGUAGAAUGUCCAAUAUGUUUCCUGUAUUAUCCUUCGAACAUCAACUAUUCUCGAUGUUGUAAUCAAGCUAUUUGCACGGAAUGUUUUGUGCAAAUCAAACGAGCUGACCCUACUACGACUCAUUUGGUAUCUGAGCCUGCGUGUUGCCCCUACUGUGUUCAACCAAACUUCGGCGUGGUAUAUACACCUCCCCCCUGGCGUGCAGGCAUUGGUAGUGAGGGGGCGACUCCACCCUCGUGGCCUGAUUCUCCAAGGGGUCAGACCCCUCAAACCCUCGAUGCCCCGCCCUCAUCACUGAUGAAAAGACGGCGGAAAUCGUUCAGUGCGGAAAGUCCAGAUGUUGUCACCACUGACCAAAUUCGACCUGACUGGGAAGCGAAAUUGGCCGCCGUACGUGCAGCAGUCACACGGCGAGCCAACCGACGUAUCAUCAUGCGGCAAGUUGGGGAUCGGCUCAUCCCGGUUGGCGUUACGAGUGGGCGCGUGCAUGCGCUUCCUACCGGUGAUGAAGGACAAGGCGAGGGCGGCGAGGGUAAUGGAGGCGCCGAUAGAGGAAGUCGACGGUCAAGGAGGAGACAGCAGAAUCAAGAUUUGAACCAGUUGCUUGGUCAAAUGGGUAUUGGAGGUCAAGAUCUGGAAGAGUUGAUGGUCAUGGAAGCCAUGCGUUUAUCGCUUCUGGAACACGAAGAACAACAACGAAAGGAACGUGAAGCAGAAGCGAAGCGCCUUGCUGAAGAGGCUCAAGCUCAAGGCGAAGGCACAGGAACUUCUGAGUCUACAGCACCUACUGCGUCUGAGUCUGUCCUGCCUGCUGCAUCGGAGUCUCCUACCACGACAACUGGGCCUUCACCAACGUCGACUGUUCUCAGCUCCGCGUCAAGCGAAGGACCCUCAAUUUCUAGGACGCCCGACGCUUCCGGAGGAAGUCAAGGAAGCCCCUUGCCUCCACCUUCUGCAAAUUUGCCAGAGCGCGCAUCCACGGAUCAACUUUCUCCUGCCUCCCCGUCUCAAAGAGGAAGACAACGAAGGUCGAGUAGCAUAUCUUCCCUCAGUGAAGCAUUGCGAAGCGUUGCCGCUGCUGCCGUUGCAGUUGGUUCGCCUGCCGUGGACGAAGUGUUACAACCUGAAGUAGUCAGCCCUUCUGUAAGUACUACGCUGCAGAGUGCUACAUCUACUGGUACCGCAAGUGCGCUGGCGUCGCCACGCUUGGACGAAGAAGAGCUUCCUGCUGUUUCUAAUCCAGAACCACAAGCCGCUGAGACCGUUCCUGCGACACUGUCACCUCCAGCGCCCGGUGAAGAGAAUUCAACUCCUGCUAGUCCGGAGCCUUCUCGGACACCGAAGUCGACGGAAUCCAGCGAUGAAGAAGCCCCUUCAUACAAUGUUCUCCUAUCGAGUGCAACGUCAAUAGCCUCGUCAACGUCUAACAAGCCGUUGUUAGAAGCUCCUGCAUCUGGUCCGGAUACAGGUGUCACGACGAACGGAGAUCCUAGCGCGUAGCUCAGUCGUUUUGCAUGUUAUUACACCAUCCGGUUCGUUGCAUCUCUAUUCUCAUCCGCAUAUCUGUAUUUUGACCUUCUUUGUUUUGUUUGCAGAUUGACUGACCUCUAUGACGCUAUGCGAUGACAACGGUUCACGGCUGCGAUGAUUAUGACACCAUCGCAUUUACUUCUCUUUAUUCCGACCCACGACUUUUCCAGCAUGAUUUGACGAUCCACAACCCUCUCGAAUUUCUCACUCUCCCCAUUACCUCACUAGUUCUCACCCGCACGUACGGCCUAGUAAUCUCCCACCACGGCAGACCGAAUUCCCAGUUACAUCGCUCGUUGUAGCCUAGAAUUUUCUUUCCGUUUGUUCCAAUGUGUCUAUAUUUACAUUCAACUCAUUUCGCUCUGGGUAUCUGCCUCAUUCGACAUCUCCAAGUGGAGAACUGUGGCGUUUAGAAGAUCAGUAUGCCUUGCAAGAGAGACC
Molecule: messenger RNA, 2753 nt
Organism: Somion occarium
Lineage: Eukaryota; Fungi; Basidiomycota; Agaricomycetes; Polyporales; Cerrenaceae
Source: the annotation of a GenBank genome assembly